This is a messenger RNA of Penicillium canariense, 2625 nucleotides long. RefSeq lists its product as uncharacterized. NCBI's taxonomy places the organism in Eukaryota, Fungi, Ascomycota, Eurotiomycetes, Eurotiales, Aspergillaceae. The record is from RefSeq and is a predicted model, not a curated record. The transcript has 2 exons. Bases 1 to 2625 code for a protein of 874 amino acids.
AUGUCAAAGCUCUCCAAGAUCAACCAUGCUGCGGGCAUCUUCGCCGACAUGUCGGUCGAUGGGCCUGCGAUUGGCACGCUGGUUGCCAUCAUUGACCGUGCGAAGAAUUUGCCUAAUCGCAAGACUAUGGGCAAGCAGAAUCCAUACUGUGCAGCAAGGCUAGGCAAAGAGGCAAAAAAGACUCCUACCGACCUGCGUGGUGGACAAACUCCUCGAUGGGAUCAUGAACUCCGAUUCACAGUACACGAAUCACCAGACUACUUCAAGUUGAAGGUCUCAAUUUUCAACGAUGACAAAAAGACGGACUUGAUCGGGGAGACCUGGGUCGACCUGCAGAACCUGAUCAUCCCAGGGGGCAGCCAGAACGACCACUGGCACCCGCUACAGUGCCGUGGCAAAUAUGCUGGUGAUGUUCGAAUCGAAAUGACCUACUACGACACCCGGCAACAAGACGAGGCGAUUAUUGAGCGACGGAAAGAAGCUGCUGAGAGGGUUCAAGGCAAGACCACUGGUGGUGGUGGUGGUGGUGGCCCAUCAAGCUCUGGUCUUUCUGGCCCUCGACAAUUGGAGAAAGUCAAGAGACGGCCUCUGCCUACAGAUCCAUUUGGAGCCCCUCCACCAAGGCCCUCUGUUCUGGAACAAACUCACUCUACUCCUGCUCCUCCGCUGCAGCAUCCCCAGCCAUCACGGCCUGCCAUGCGUGAUCAUGCACAUACCAUGCCUGCACCCGCACCGGCUACGAACCCAGAUGCCCUCCCUUACCCGCCAAGACGUUCAGAGCAUACUCAUGAUGCUCCAUCAUAUAAUGCGCCAGCCCCCAGCGUAAAGGCCCGAGGAGCAUAUGAUGCCCCUGAUAAUUAUCAACGCGAAUGGGACAACCCGGCUCCCACUCCCGCUCUUCCACCUGCCGGCAUGAUGAGACGCAAUACACAUGAAACUCAACACCCCAACGAAGACCCCGACCCUCAAUACGACCCUCGCUCCGCCCAAAUGUGCAGUCAUUCCGACUAUGAUCAGCCUCCUAGUGACUACCGAUCAACCUCGGAACCGCCAUUUGAGACUGAUCUGCAUGGGAGGACACUGUAUGACAGGUCUCCUUCGCAGUCUCACGACGCCUACAGCUCAGUGAUCUCUCCUCAAUAUAGUGCGAAUCCCAUGACAUUUGGACAUGUUUCGACAUUCUCCCCGCGGUCGUCUGGUCAUGUCGAUGAACCAGCACCUUUGGAUUAUUCUCGACCAAGUUCCUCGUCUGGCCCAGGAGAUGAACUACGGUAUCAACCACGCACAAUGAAGGCUCUACCUGCACCCCGAAAUGAUCCUUAUCAUCCCGAGUACGCCACGAUGCAGCCGCGCGUGGAAGAUGAGGAAGAGGAUGCUCCCCCUCCCCCGCCCCCCAUUCAUCGGUCUCGAAUGGCUCAGCCGCCAUCGCCAGUGAAGCCGACGUCUAGUCAAUCACCCUCGCCUUAUACCCCAUACAGCCCUGUCUACUCCAGCAACCCGUCUCCCAUGCCAGCAAGUUUGGUGGCUGGCUACGAAAGUGAGGAACAGGAUCGGUUAUUUGAGGGACGGAAUAGCCGCAAGGGCAGCACGAGUCACAUGGAGGAUGAGAUGAUGAUCCCUCAACCACUAUCAGCGCCUGUCUCGGCUCCGGCUCCAGUAUCCAUGUCCGCGUAUGCACCUGCGCCAAUUCCCAUACCAUACGAGGCCCCCAUCUAUCCUCUCCGGACAUCUCCACAGCCUGUAGAUGAUCGGAGCUCCAUCAGGAGUAGGGGCGGAUCGGUAAGCCCGGACACACGGAUGGUGGUGACACGGAAGUCUGUUAGCCCACGACCCUCAAUUUCUAGUGACCGGGGAGGCUCCUCGAUUCCAUUCUCCCCCGACUCGUACAAUUCUUUGAACCCGCAUGCGUCCCGGCCAUCCACCAGCAGGGAGCCAUCGCCGGCGUACGAGACACCUUCGCAAGCCAGAGACGCGGCAGUGCGCGCGGAGAUUGAACCUUUUCGAGACCCAGAUCAGCCUAUCAUCGGUGACGAUGGCCGCGAAAUUGAUCCUUCUGACCACUUGCCCGCUGACACCUGGGCACCUGAGCCAGAGAGGAAGAGUCGCAAACCUGAAGUUAUCAUUCGGUUCAAGCACUCCCCCAGGCCUACUUCUCGCGGCAAUGAUACUUCUCGCACUACUGGCCCGCCUCGUGUGGGGUUCCGGCCUACGGCUGACACUGAUCGACCCAGCAAGAAGUACACUCCACAACACGUUCACACUCCGCCUCGCGCUGAUCGUGGACAUGAGAGCUACAGUAGCUUCACGAACGGCCGGGUCUACAGCACCCCAACCUCAGUGGAACGGCCGCGCUCCUCGCGGGGCUCCGUGUCUCCUUCUCCCGGCUCUCGCUCCCCAUUGUACGACUAUAACUCCGGUCCUCCCAUCCCAUCGAAGGUGCCAGUCUCUCACGGAUCCCCUGGGUACCCUGUUGCAGCCAGCAAUGUGAGUACUGGCAACCCCGGAAUGGAUGCUUUGAGCCGGGAGCUCAAGACUAUCGACAUCGGGUCCGUGGGGUGCAGCCCGAGCCGAGCCGUGCGCAAAUACGCGCCCCGGCCAUCAGUCACGAUGGGCUAUGCUAGCUAA